Molecule: messenger RNA, 915 nt
Organism: Brassica napus (rape)
Lineage: Eukaryota; Viridiplantae; Streptophyta; Magnoliopsida; Brassicales; Brassicaceae
Product: small ubiquitin-related modifier 5
Exons: 3
Coding region: 291-599 (102 amino acids)
Biological process (GO): protein sumoylation
Cellular component (GO): nucleus
Molecular function (GO): ubiquitin-like protein ligase binding; protein tag activity
Source: RefSeq, a predicted model, not a curated record
UUUUCGUCUGAGUCCUACAAGUUUCAACGUUUUGUUGGGUUGUGUCAUGCGUGAUGUGAUGAUUCAAUGACAACAAAACAGAAACCAAGGGUAAAAACGAAAUUAGACCAAUAGUAGUCUUUGACGAGGAUUGUCCAAUAAUGUCCGAAGGUCAUCAACUUUCAUCUGUUCCCGCUGUCAACUAGUCACUAGAUACUCUUCUAAAGAGCUUCUGAAAGUAGUAGAGUUGCAUUAACUUGCAAAAGUCAUCCUUUUUUUGUAAAAGUUUUACUUAGUCUUUUGCCUGAACAAUGGUGAGUUCCUCAACAACGAUCUCUGUUUCAUGUGCCUCAAAGAAGUCUCGAUCUCCUAAACCCCAGAAGAAGAUUACUGUUAAGGUCAAGACCCAACAGGGUGGAGAAGAGGAUGUUUACAAGAUUGGUUAUGGUACACAUCUGAAUAAACUAAUGCAAGCUUACUGCACCAAGAGGAACUUAGAUGAAGGCACUGUCAGAUUCAUCUUCGGCAAAAAACAGCUCAAACCACGAAGCACUCCUGCUCAGUUGAAGAUGAAAGAAGGCGACGUCAUUGAUAUUGUCACCGAUCAAGACGGUGCUUAAUCUCUCCAGAAUUUCUCCAUCAUUUCCGUAUUUGCUCGCAUAACAAGGAAGUGAUUUUUAGGCUUUCUUUUUUAAGAAAAGAAGAAGACGUUCUUUAACUACUUAGAUGUUUCUAAGACAGUUUGAGUUUCCGGUUUGUUGUUUGUUGUUGUUGCGUCUUAAAUGUUUGAACAUCUUGCUGGGCCAAGUUCUCGAUCUACUUAAGAAACUUCGUCAGUUCUUGUUCUAGUCUCCGGUUAGAUUGAUAAACUAGGACAAAAAGCUGUUAACUUUUGCUCAAUAUCAAGAUACGUGUCUGAAAGAGUCAUCCUUUAUA